Gavialis gangeticus (Gharial) is the source of this 2704-nucleotide messenger RNA. It is a transcript of the gene CDC25C, whose product is annotated as cell division cycle 25C. The coding region runs from base 1108 to 2253 and encodes 381 amino acids. Lineage: Eukaryota; Metazoa; Chordata; Crocodylia; Gavialidae. The record is from RefSeq and is a predicted model, not a curated record. The transcript has 12 exons. Gene Ontology annotation, molecular function: protein tyrosine phosphatase activity. Gene Ontology annotation, cellular component: cytoplasm; nucleus. Gene Ontology annotation, biological process: protein dephosphorylation; positive regulation of G2/MI transition of meiotic cell cycle; G2/M transition of mitotic cell cycle.
UGGGAAGUGGUGGCACUGUGUGGUAGUUUGAAGAACAGCUAUUUUUUGAGUGUUAGCAUUGGGUCGAUUGGCCCAGGGCUCUCCCUUUCCACAGAACACACUGAAGUGGAUCUAUCUGUACCUCAGCUCUCCUUUCUUACAAAACUUCCAGCUGAGCUGAUUUUAGUGCUGGUCUGUGGCUUUUCAGCUGCUGAGUCCUUGUACUCCUUUUCCAUUUGAAUCUUAUUUCAACACAACCCCUUCCCAUCUAAGUGGUUAGCUGGGGAAUAGAGAUGAUAAUUUUGCUGCUAUGCCCGACUGCCCGUUCAGGGGACAUUCCAGCCCGUCCGACGUGUGGCUGGGAUGCUGUCAGAAAUGGCUGUUGACUCUCACUCGUCAGCGUGUCCUUGCUAUUAGGGUGUUGUCCCCAUCUGGACAGUUCCUGCUGAGCGUGGACAAUGCACAAGUUCCUAAAGAGCCUAGAGCGGCUCCUCCUGCCCUCAGUGGUUGGGUGCCUGCAGUACCUGCCUCUUCCGGUUUUAGCACCUGCUGGACCUGGACAGGUGAUGUUUGCACAUGGGUGUCUCAGAGGCUGACGUGGGAGUGCCAGCUGUGUUGGAUUUGGUAUUAUUUCUUACUCGGGUUGACACCAGAAUCUGGAAACAAGAAACGAGUGAGUAGUUUCUGAGCUGUCCUGCCAGUCUCCAGCCAGCUGGCAGUGUUCUGCUCGGCACAAACAGGGAAAGGGUGUAAGAUGACAGAAAGGAUCCCCCGUUCAAGUCGCAGCACUGCCACUGACACGUGGCAUGGCCUCAAACUGUCCUGCCUACAAAAUGGCAUAAUCCUGCCAGGGCAGGGGGGGUGUCACAGGUGUCCUGAGUUGUUGCUGAGCACUGUCCCGGGGCUCAGAAGGGCUCUGUGGAUGUGAGGGAGGAUGCAGGUAGGGAUGGGAGUCCUGUCCCAAGACAGUGCAAGCUGGCCAGGAAAAGAGGGGCCAGGACACUGACUGGCUAUUUUUCUUCCUGCAGAGAGUCACAGAGGCAGUGUCUGAGGUCUCUCCCGUUGUCUCCAGUGAGCGUUCCCUCCUGUCCGUUCCAGCCCCAGGUACGGUGCAGCACACCAGGUGCCAUGUACUGCGAGAGCAGUGAGAUGGAGGGGGGCUGGUUUAAGCAUCCAGGAUGGCAUGUGUCCAAGCCCUUGCUGUUUCAUGAGGAAGUGAUGGAUCCUCUGACUAGCUCCACCACUCCACUGGAUGUAAGAAGCCUGGAGUCUGAGAUGGCAGACCUAGGCAGCCCGAUUGCCGAGGUGGAAUCCUAUGCACACGGAACAACAGAUCACUCGGGCAGCUCUGCAGCUCUCUUCCCUGAUGAGCAGGAAGACAUGGAGAUACCGGUGGCUGGUAACCAGUCUUCCAGUAUGGCUGUUCUGCUCUCUGGGCCCCUCCUCAUGCAGGACAUCAAUGUCAGUGAGGUCUCUGUGAGCAGAAGCCGCCUGUACCGCUCCCCAUCAAUGCCGGAGAAAUUUGACAGGCCAGCGCUAAAGCGAAUAGUGAGGGGUCAGGAUAAUGAAACUCCUGUUAAGGUGAAACGGAGAUGCAGCCUGAUCCAGGAAGAACCGGAGGGGGGUGCGACUCUGAAGAAGACGGCCUCACUCUCCGACAUGGAGAUCACCAAAAUCCUGGAUCAGGACCAUGGCCUCAGACAACUCAUUGGGGACUUCUCCAAGGUGUAUGCACUGCCUACAGUGACAGGAAGGCACCAGGAUCUACAAUAUAUCAUCCCGGAGACUGUGGCUGCUCUGCUCUUUGGGCAAUUCCAAAGCCUCAUCGAGAUGUUCUAUAUCAUUGACUGCCGCUACCCCUAUGAGUAUCUAGGAGGGCACAUCAAGGGUGCUCUGAACCUCCACAGGCAAGAAGACCUGUUUGAGUUGUUCCUGAAGAGGCCUCUCUUCCCAUCCAUGCCACAGAAACGCAUUGUCCUUGUGUUCCACUGUGAAUUCUCCUCGGAGAGGGGCCCCAAGAUGUGCCGUUAUCUGAGGGAGGAAGAUCGAGCCAUGAAUGAAUACCCUGCGCUGCAUUAUCCUGAGAUGUAUGUCCUGAAGGGAGGCUACAAGGAGUUCUUCCCUGAGUACAAGGAGUUGUGUGAACCCCAGAGCUACUGUCCAAUGCACCACCAGGACUUUAAGACAGAGCUACUGAAAUUCCGCACCAAGAGCAAGUCCUGGGUGGGAGAGCGGAAGAGACGAGACCAGAUCACUCGCCUCAUGAAGCUGUGAGGGCCACCACUUACAAGGGCUCUGCUCUGAAGUGGGCUACACUUAGUGAGAGGCUGGGAACCAGGAGCCCGCCUCAUCCUCUGGGAACUACAGCCAUCUUUGGCUAUCUCGGGUGACAGGAAACGUUAGGAAGAGGCUUGUUGAAAAGAUGUCAGUGAUCCUGUAUUUAGACGUGCCCAUAUCUGAGCCCAGAGCCCAUGCACGGAGGGUGGGGCCUGGCUCUGCAGGCAGAGUGGUCCCUGCUCGCAGAACAGCCAUUGGGAAGGCCAGUUCUCACCUGUGUCUGUGCCACCCUGCCAUUGCAAGACGGGGCAGGGAAUGUCACAGCCAGAGCUCCGCCCACCCUGUCCUCCUGGAACAGCAGGAGCCCCCACGUUCCUUCCUGGUAUUUACUCUCGGUUUUGCAGUUCAUCAUAACUUUUGAAAAGAAAAAUAAACAGUUUUAAAAGAC